Molecule: messenger RNA, 2014 nt
Organism: Meriones unguiculatus (Mongolian gerbil)
Lineage: Eukaryota; Metazoa; Chordata; Mammalia; Rodentia; Muridae
Gene: Nkx6-3
Product: NK6 homeobox 3
Exons: 3
Coding region: 435-1223 (262 amino acids)
Biological process (GO): cell differentiation; regulation of transcription by RNA polymerase II
Cellular component (GO): nucleus
Molecular function (GO): RNA polymerase II cis-regulatory region sequence-specific DNA binding; DNA-binding transcription factor activity, RNA polymerase II-specific
Source: RefSeq, a predicted model, not a curated record
AUGUGAGGCCCAUGCGGGCUCCGACCAAUGGCGGCACAGCGCUCUCAGCUCAGCCAGUCUCGGGUCUGUAUUCUAAUGGGCCAUAUCUUUAUCAAGGAAAUGUCCCUUCCCUGAACUUAAAACUUCUGAUGGAGGGCCCCCAGACUCAGAAGCAGAGAAACCGGGUGCUCUGAGUUUGGGGAGCACCCCUCCUUAGGCCCAGCUGGCCGAGAAGGAAAGCGGAAGGCCUCCCACCUCCUCUGGACACCUGACUUUCCAGAGGGCUGACGUAGGUGCCCCAUCCCUGAGGAAGGGCCGGGCCAGAGGGCAGUCGGAGGCUCGCGGUGGGAUGGGGGGGCUCUGAUUCUCCAAGCCUGCCAUGAGAUUCUGGGCCAUCAUCUGAGGUGCUGGCCUCGAAGGGGCUGCCCGCCCUCCUGCUCGCUGACCUGGAGACCAUGGAGUCCAACCUGCAGGGGACGUUCCUUCUGAACAACACGCAGCUGGCCCAGUUCUCGGAGAUGAAGGCUCCCAUGUGCCAGUACUCGGUGCAGAACUCCUUCUACAAGCUGAGCCCCCCAGGACUUGGCCCCCAGCUGGCAGCCGGGACACCCCACGGGAUCACGGACAUCCUGAGCAGGCCGGUAGCCACUCCGAACAGCAGCCUCCUGUCUGGCUACCCCCACGUGACAGGCUUCGGGGGACUCGGCUCCCAGGGGGUCUACUACGGGCCCCAGGUGGGGAGUUUUUCCAAGGCUGGGAACGAGUACCCCACCCGGACCCGGAACUGCUGGGCGGACACAGGCCAGGACUGGCGAGGCAGCGCCCGGCCGUGCAGCAACACCCCAGACCCCCUGAGUGACACGAUCCACAAGAAAAAGCACACCCGCCCAACCUUCACAGGCCACCAGAUCUUUGCUCUGGAGAAAACCUUUGAGCAGUCCAAGUACUUGGCUGGCCCAGAGAGGGCGAGGCUGGCUUACUCACUGGGCAUGACGGAGUCACAGGUCAAGGUGUGGUUCCAGAACCGCCGGACCAAGUGGAGGAAGAAGAGCGCCCUGGAGCCCACGUCGUCCACGUCCCGGGCCCCGGGCGGUGCGGGAGGCGACCGCGCGGCCUCGGAGAACGAGGACGACGAGUACAACAAGCCGCUGGACCCGGACUCCGACGACGAGAAGAUCCGCCUGCUGCUCCGCAAGCACCGGGCCGCCUUCUCGGUGCUCAGCCUGGGCGCGCACAGCGUCUGAGCCCCGGCCCGCCGCGCAGGCCGGCCCUGCCCUCUCCUCUCCCGGCAGCUGAGGGCGGGGGUCAGGGAAGAGGAGCUCCGGGGGCGGGGAGGAAAGAGGAGGAGGGCAGGAAGGGAAGGAGGAGAGGGGUGGUGAGUGCAUCGAAGGAGGAGGUGGCGCGCCUCUCUGCCUUUUCUCCACUCGGGACUCCCCACCCAGGCAGCCUGCGCUAAAGCAGCAGGAUUUUUUUUUCCCAGCAGGGAACCUGGCUGUGGGGUUCCCGGGAGGCGCCGCUUUCCCCCUAGGGGUUAGGGAGUCACACAAGGCCGGGAUUGCAAAGCAAAGGACGGAGCCUGAGUUCCAGGUGUGCUUCCGCGCGACACCACGGGUGGGGGCAGGAGGAACUCCUCCCCGGGGAGGGACGUGGGUCCCGAAAACAGGAACUCUCCCAACCCUGAGCUUCAGGACCCUGGCGGCCUCCCGCUGCACUUUACUCUCUAGGCGGAUCCCUCUGUUACAGGAGGAGGCUGGGAAAGGGAACCCGGGGAAAACGGGCAGAGGAGAAAACAGAGGAGAGAACCCUGAGGUUUGGUUUUCCCUGGGAGCCACCCAACGAGGCAUCCCUGUACACCCAAGGGCUUCAGAGCUUGGGACCACCCAAGCAGGAAGGAGAGAAGGGUUCUGACCGCCACACUCCUCCAACAGGGGCACCAGACCGGGGAGCCCCCGGCAGCACAAGGGGCUGAGAGCGCCGUUGGGUACCCAGGCUUUUAAAACAAAACUAGAAUAAAGAUGAAAAUCCCAGAAACCUC